Anopheles maculipalpis is the source of this 1818-nucleotide messenger RNA. Its product is annotated as U3 small nucleolar RNA-associated protein 25 homolog. Gene Ontology annotation, biological process: maturation of SSU-rRNA from tricistronic rRNA transcript (SSU-rRNA, 5.8S rRNA, LSU-rRNA). Gene Ontology annotation, molecular function: U3 snoRNA binding; rRNA binding. Lineage: Eukaryota; Metazoa; Arthropoda; Insecta; Diptera; Culicidae. Gene Ontology annotation, cellular component: small-subunit processome; nucleolus. The coding region runs from base 1 to 1818 and encodes 605 amino acids. The record is from RefSeq and is a predicted model, not a curated record. The transcript has a single exon.
AUGUCGGCAAUCAAGGAAAAUAGUCGGCAAUCAAGAAAGAAGUCCGGAAGUAGCAAAUCGAGGAAGAAGCGGCUAAUGAAUUGUGAACCGAAUCUAGUGGGAAGUGAUUCUCUCCCUGGCGACGAUAAGGAAGGUGAAAAGGAUCCUUACGUCAUGCAUACUACCUUCGACCUAACUCGUGCGAUGAUAGAAUCUAUUACCAUGGCCCCACGCCAUCUAGAUACUGUAAGGAUUCAGUUAAAUUGUCUGGGGUACUGCUCCGUCGAACUACCGCUAGAUAAUGUCGGCCAACUUAGUGAUACAACGAGGAUAUUAGAAGAUCCCAGUUUAACCGAUUGGGCCAUGUUGCACGUUAAAGAGAAGAUAGCACGCAACAUUCGGAUACAAUUUGACACACUGCAGUGUGAGAUGUUUGCGGUGCUAAAUGGUUAUCUAGAUCUGUACUACCCUGGACGAAAUUUCGACAAUGCAGACCAGUUACGGUAUGUUUACUGUUUUCAUGCGUUGAACCACGUACUGAAAGCAGUUGGUAAAACUCAGCGUCACACCAGCAAGCUAAAGCAGUCGACCAAACCAGUAGAAUAUCGCGAUCAAGGCUUUGUGCGCCCAAAGGUGCUGAUCAUCGUACCUUUUCGAGAAUCAGCCAUGAAUUGUGUUAAUGUCUUGCGACACCUGUUCACCGGUACCGAUGUGGAGAAUGUGCUUAAUUGGAAGCGCUUUAUAGAGGAGUAUGGUGGCGAACCUAGGCGACAGUUUUCGCGCCAACAUCCAAAGCCAGCCGAUUACGAGCGUACAUUUGCUGGCAACAUUGAUGACAACUUUUCGAUCGGCAUAGCAUUUAACUGGGAAAAAAUGAGGCUGUACGCGCAGUACUACACUUCGGACUUGAUCAUUGCGUCACCGCUUGGACUUCAGCGGACACUCGGAAGAUCGGAUAUACAUGAUCGGGAUUACGAUUUUCUUGCCAAUAUAGAGCUGCUCAUUAUUGAUCAGGCAGAGGUCUGUUAUGCACAGAACUGGCACAAUGUACUACACGUCUUGGAACACUUACAUCUUCAACCGAAAAUUUUCAACCGUACUGCUUUCUCGCGUAUUCGCGAAUGGUGUCUGAAGGGCUGGAGCAAGUUUUACCGCCAGACGGUGCUACUGUCCGAGUUCGAAUUGUCCGAGUUUCGGGAGCUAUUUAACAAACACUUUCACAACUAUCGCGGCAAGGUACGAUCGACCAAAUAUGCAGCACCUGGCAGCAUGGAACACGUGAUGGUGAAUAUUCCACAAACAUUCCACCGUAUCCGGGAGGACACAGUACAAGAGACCGGCAAAGAACGAUUUGCAUACUUCGUAAAAAUGAUUCUACCCCAAGCUCGGACUGCCGCAAUGUCACACUGCAUGAUCUAUGUGCCGAACGAUUCCGAUUUCGUACGUUUGCAAAACCAUCUCAAACAGGAGAAGGACAGUUUCACGCAAAUCAGCGAAUACGCGACGCGACAUGAGAACAUUGCACGUGCUCUCGAGAUGUUCUUCAACGGCAGCAUAAACUUUCUGCUCUACUCCGAACGGGCACACUACUAUCGACGGUAUCGCAUACGAGGUGUACGUCAUCUGAUUAUAUACGCACCACCCGUUUAUCCACAAUUCUAUCCCGAGCUGAUCACUACCAUGGUCAAUGACGAUAAGGACGCGGAACAAAAGACAGUGACGAUGCUUUACGCGAAGCGUGAUGUAUACCAGCUGAGAGAAAUUUUUGGAUUCCGAAGAGCGAAAGCGAUGUUAAAGACUCCGGAAAUUGUACACCAGUUUACUUCCGACCGCCAGUGA